AUGAAUUACCAGAAGGUUUAUGGUAUUACGGGCCCCGUUUCGGUGGUUGGCCCCACCGCGCCAGAGAACAAGCUGAACGAUCUGCUGAUUCAGGAGUUGAAGAGCGAGAACUCGUUUGAGAGCGAGGCGGAGACGGCUACCAGGGUCAAGAUUUUGGAGGUGCUGCAGGCGCUGACGGAGAAGUUCGUGUACACUGUGUCGAAGCGGCGGAACAUGUCCGACGGGAUGGCGAGGGAUGGCGGUGGGAAAGUGUUUACUUUCGGGUCGUACCGGCUCGGGGUGCACGGCCCAGGGUCCGAUAUUGACACGCUGAUCGUUGUACCGAAGCAUGUUUCGCGUGAUGAUUUCUUCGACGUGUUUGACAAGCUGCUGCGGGAGAGACCCGAGUUGGACGAGAUCGCUCCAGUGCCCGAUGCGUUCGUCCCCAUCAUCAAGAUCAAGUUCAGCGGCGUCUCGAUCGAUCUGCUGUGCGCGAAACUAGAUAUUGCGCAGGUGCCGAAGACGCUCACGCUGAGCGACAAGAACCUACUGAGAAACCUUGACGAGAAGGACCUCAGGGCACUCAACGGGACAAGGGUCACGGAUGAAAUCUUGGAACUCGUCCCGAAACCGAUCGUGUUUAGGAUCGCGCUGAGGGCGAUCAAGCUAUGGGCGCAGCGGAGAGCAGUCUAUGGGAACGUGUUUGGGUUCCCCGGUGGGGUCGCAUGGGCCAUGCUCGUCGCGAGAAUCUGCCAACUGUACCCGAACGCGUGUAGCGCAGUCAUCAUAAACCGGUUCUUCAAGAUAUACUCGGAUUGGAAGUGGCCGCAACCGGUGAUACUGAAACCCAUCGAGGACGGUCCACUCCAGGUCCGUGUGUGGAACCCAAAGAUAUACGCGCAGGACAGGUCGCACCGAAUGCCCGUCAUCACCCCUGCAUACCCAUCGAUGUGUGCAACGCAUAACAUCACAGAGUCAACAAAGAGUAUCAUCCUACAGGAGCUUCAAAGGGGGAUACAGAUCACAAACGACAUCUUCACGAACAAGAAGACGUGGAACGACCUGUUCAAGAGACACGACUUCUUCUACAAGUACAAGUUUUACCUGACCAUCACGGCAUCGACGAGGGAACACACGGGCGAUGAUGGCGAGAAGACGGGCGGAGAUGAGCAGCAUCUUAAGUGGAGCGGGCUCGUCGAAUCAAAGGCAAGACUGCUCGUGAUGAAACUUGAGGCGCUAGAGGGUAUCAAAGUGGCUCACCCGUACGUGAAACCGUUUGAGUCCAACUACUGUUUCGACACGGCGGAUGGAGACAAACAAAUACUGGCGAACUACGGCUCGCACCGCACGGAGGACCGUUUGGCACAGUACACGCGAAUCAACGACGAUAAUAAGAACGACGAGUCCCUGCAGAAGAUGGACAAGAUGCACCUCACAACGAUGUACGUUGGUCUCGACGUCAACGUCGUCGACAAGAAACGCGAAAAGAUUGACAUACAUGUCCCCUGCACAGAAUUCUAUAACCUCUGCCGGAACUUCAACGAGGAGUACCAGGACCCGAGCGUGUUCUCCCUCGUGAUAAGCUACGUGAAACUGUAUGACCUGCCGGACGGCGUCUACACAGAGGACGAGGUAAGACCCGUCAAAAGUAAAUCUAAGAGCAAGUCGAAAAGGAGGGAACUCGAGGCAUCCCCAGCAAGAACGGACAUUGCGAAAAAGCUCAGACCAGAAACAGCAACAUCUACCCUAUAG
Huiozyma naganishii CBS 8797 is the source of this 1731-nucleotide messenger RNA. It is a transcript of the gene PAP1, whose product is annotated as polynucleotide adenylyltransferase PAP1. Gene Ontology annotation, molecular function: poly(A) RNA polymerase activity; RNA binding. Gene Ontology annotation, cellular component: nucleus. The coding region runs from base 1 to 1731 and encodes 576 amino acids. Lineage: Eukaryota; Fungi; Ascomycota; Saccharomycetes; Saccharomycetales; Saccharomycetaceae. The transcript has a single exon. The record is from RefSeq and is a predicted model, not a curated record.